CCAAUCCCCACCAGACUAAAAACCAAAAAACAGAAGAAGUGCAUAGUUCCUUCGACACCACUACCAGCAACCACCCCCAUCAUCCUUCACAGUAACAGCUCUCCGUUUUUCUCUCCGUUCUCCGAUAAUGAAACGACAUGCAGCUCCUUUAACCGUCUUGUCGUUCUCGUGCCUCCUUAUCCUCUUACUACCAAUCCUGACCGUCGGAUUUGCUGAUCGUCUACAAGCAUACGACCCACAUCCCAGUCUGCUCAAAACGGCGCUGCAGCAAGAACAAAAACCAGAGAAGAUAAAGAGCCUUCGGGUACGGGAAGGGGCACCGUUUAAGAUCGCGCUCUUUGCUGACCUGCAUUUUGGAGAGAACGCGUGGACUGAUUGGGGCCCACAACAGGACGUUAACUCCAUCAAGGUCAUGACCUCUGUUCUCGACGAUGAAUCACCAGAUUUUGUGAUAUAUCUCGGGGAUGUAAUAACGGCAAACAACAUACCGAUUGCAAACGCAAGCUUGUAUUGGGAUAAAGCAAUAUCUCCAACGAGGGCAAGGGGCGUACCAUGGGCUAGUGUCUUUGGUAAUCACGAUGAUGCACCAUUUGAGUGGCCAAUGGAGUGGUUUUCUUCUGCUGGAAUUCCUCCUAUUCAUUGCCCUGCACCUAACGCAUCAUCAUGCUCAGGGGAAAGGUACUGUAGCUUUACAGGCACACAACGGAUAGAGCUAAUGAAAAAGGAGAUUGAGCAUAAUCUCCUAACGUUGUCUAAAAAUGGCCCGAAAGAUUUGUGGCCAAGUAUAUCCAACUAUGUCCUCCAGCUCUCAUCAUCAGAUGAUCCAGAGUCACCAGUUCUGUUCAUGUAUUUCCUAGACUCUGGUGGCGGAUCCUAUCCUGAAGUUAUUUCAAAUGCUCAAGCAGAAUGGUUCCAGCAUGUAUCGGAGGAGAUCAACCCUGAUUCAAGGGUUCCUGAGGUUAUCUUUUGGCAUAUACCAAGCAAAGCUUACAAGAAUGUGGCUCCCAGGUUAAGGAUCCACAAGCCUUGUGUUGGUUCCAUGAACAAAGAAAAAGUUGCUGCUCAAGAAGCUGAAUUCGGUAUCAUGGACAUGCUAGUUAAACGGUCUUCUGUCAAGGCAGUAUUUGCAGGACACAACCAUGGAUUGGACUGGUGCUGCCCCUACAAGAAACUUUGGCUAUGUUAUGCUAGGCAUACUGGUUAUGGUGGCUAUGGAAAUUGGCCUAGAGGAGCUAGAAUUCUGGAGAUUAAUGACCGGCCCUUCUACAUCAAGUCAUGGAUAAGGAUGGAAGAUGGAAAUGAACACAGCCAAAUUGUCUUGAGUCCUUGACAGGUCACCUCUGUAAUACUACUGUCAAUGGAGAGGAAAAAACCUCCUGUUAUCAACUUGUGUGUAAUGGUGGUAAUGCUCUUUUCCCCACCUCUUUAUUUAAAGAAAUUCAGCCCCAAA
Populus nigra (black poplar) is the source of this 1450-nucleotide messenger RNA. RefSeq names its product probable inactive purple acid phosphatase 16. Lineage: Eukaryota; Viridiplantae; Streptophyta; Magnoliopsida; Malpighiales; Salicaceae. Gene Ontology annotation, molecular function: hydrolase activity, acting on ester bonds. Bases 128 to 1330 code for a protein of 400 amino acids. The record is from RefSeq and is a predicted model, not a curated record. Gene Ontology annotation, cellular component: cytoplasm. The transcript has 5 exons.